AGGUGCGACGGUUGCUGGCAUUUCAUUGAGCUCGUUUUUUUUUCUUCUUUGGCGCUCUACACUCAACGUACCCACAACUUGAGUUCUUCAACAUCCAGCAUUCAAACGAAAGUGUUUUUCAUCGAAUGCCGACAAGAGCUGGCACAGAGGCACGCCGAAGCAUCUCCAGCAGUCUCCUGGAGAGCCACCUCCUGCAAGCACCACACAAGCCCGAGUUGCUCUACAAGGUGGUGGGCUGGAUCUGGUCGAGUCUCGUCUACGCCGCGGUCCCCGACGGUGCGGCGGACCUCGGCGACGGACACGUUCCCGCGUCUUUCGUCACCGAGCUCAGUCAUGCCGGUGGAGAGACCGACUGCGCAAAACUCGCACCUGCCACCGCGCCCGCUUCUGCCGGUGUGCAAUUGGAGGCACAGGCGCUGCCUCUGGAGCCGUCGUCUUUCGGCACCUUCGCCGCGUCACCGCCGCGCCUCAGCGGGGUGGCGCCAAGCACGCAUGACGGACUGGCGACGCCGUACGCCGAAGAAACGUUAGUCGGGCAGGUCUUCAGCAGUGGGGCGAUGGUCUCGAGCGAUGGGGAGGAGAUGGGCAGCCACAGCCUGGGCAACACGAACGCCUUCGAUGCUACGCUGACGGCGACUGCCGCAACUGGGCACUCCAUCAUCACCGCCUCCACCGCGCCGAGCUCCACGGAGGAAUCACCGCUGUCGGUGAGUACUCAGUACGCCCCGUUAGUGCAGCUAAGUCCACUGGUCCUUCGCCUCUUGCUGUGGUGGGCCGGCCGGCCGCUGUUGCCUUCCCUGCACGGCGAUCCUCCCGGUGUCGGCGAUGCGGCGGGGUCAGCGAGGGGCCUGAUGAAGGAUAGCAACGACAGCAGCGGAGGCGAGUACGUGCUGACGCAGCAGCGAUGUCAGCGGGACGCGGAGGAGGUGCACCGGCUGCGGUUGCGGAUGGCAGAAAUUUUCGGACUGCUGUGCCGUCGAGGAUUCGGCGUGGUCGUCUCCGAUGCGCUCGUGUACGGCGGUUGUCACGACGCAUCGGAAGCCGCGGCUGGACGGUGCAAGUUCGUCUUUGGCAGCUGCCCGGAUGCCGCGUGGCGCACCGCCACCUCUACGGCUGCGGUCAAGCUGAGAAACAGAGCGGAGAGCACAGGCAGCGGCCUGGCCGAGUUCCCGCUCGACUUGCUCGCCCCCUCUGUUGGUAGAGGCGACGCGGCGACGGAGAACGGCGGUGUGCCGCCACGCUACGAUCUCGACCGACUGUUGUGUGCUUUGGUUCGUCUGCACACCCCCCACAAUGACACUGCCGCGUGCGAGGCCGACGUCACGGCGGCAGGGCAGUUGCUGCGGUCCCUUCUUCGCUGUCCGCGCUUGCACACGCGAAUCGUGCGCCUGUUCGACAGCGACAGACCACCAACAAAGCAUGCGAAACCGGUCUUUGGCAACGUGCUGUCCACGACGCUUCUGAGCUCGCUAAACAUAUCGCCGCAUUCAAGGGCCUCGCGGCAAACGGGGCGCCCCCCAGCUGGCGCCAACGAAGAGGAAGAAGAGGAAGCGGCUGCCAGCAGCUUACGUCUGCAGUCUUUCCUACCUGCUUUGACACAUCCCUCACCCGUCAUCUCGUCCGAAGCGUGGCACACCAUUGGAGUGCUGUUAUUCCCUUCUGCGAGCUUGACGACAGCGACGCGGCAGCUGCUCCAGCGCACGCCGGAGUGUCCGGUGCAGCGCCUUCUUGUGGCGGCGCUGGCACUACCGGGAGAGGAGCCGACCACUCCGCAGAGUAUGUCAGCACCGCUGCCACCACCACUACCAUGGACGCAGUCGUCGCACCCGAUGGCACGCAACAGCGCCCUGCGCGUUCUCCACGUGCUCUGCGUAUCGAAAGACGUCUCCCCAGCGUCGCAGCUGCUCAUUACCCAGUGUCCCGCACUGCUGUGGCGUGUCCUGAAGCUGGCCGCAGAGCUCUGCCAAGGCAACCCAGUGGCGAACAUGGCACUCGUGCGACAGGUGCUCGCCGACUACGUGAUGUCAGCCAUGCUGCCGUCCACGACGAGACACGCCACCACCGCUUCCUCCGGCGUGACGCCAGUGCAGCUCCUGCUGCGCCGCAACGGCGACGCCCUGUCACGUCUGUUCGCUUCCACCAACGCCCAGUGGGGUGCGAGAGGUGGGGUGGCCCUGCUACCCGACGACAGCGGCGGCGACUACGCGGAGGCCACCACGACCGCCGAGUACGACGAGGCAGACCUGCAGCGGGCGGUGCAGACGCUGCAGAUGUGA
Molecule: messenger RNA, 2276 nt
Organism: Leptomonas pyrrhocoris
Lineage: Eukaryota; Euglenozoa; Kinetoplastea; Trypanosomatida; Trypanosomatidae
Exons: 1
Coding region: 126-2276 (716 amino acids)
Source: RefSeq, a predicted model, not a curated record